AUGUGGACACUGAAAUGGUUCUUGUUCUUGCCUCUGUGCUUUUCCUGCACCUACACCUUCAUGUUUUCCUCUCUGAGCAACAAAGCCAAAGAACCCCAGGGGAAGGUGCCCCAUGAAGGGCACUUUCGGAUCAGGCAGGGACGACCGGAGCAGUCCCAAGGCUGGCUUGGGAGCAUAUGGCUCUGGCUUUUCUUUGUUAUGCUGUACGUGAUACUGAAAUUUCUAGGAAAGAGUGAGAACAGUAAGGAGCUGAAUCCUCGUGACCUUGGAGGCUGUUCAUUACACUCUCCACUAAAGAAAGAUCAAAACGCUUCUCCCAGUCAAAGCCAUGCAUUCAACACCCUAACCGAGCUCGAGACGGACCUUAUCAAAUUAGUGUCCAAAGUGCGGAAUCUGAGAGUCGACAUGGCAGCUGGCAGUGACCCCGAGCUGCAGAACUUGGAGAUGCCUGAAAACCCACACAAUGUUACCAUUUAUGACAUAUGGUGUGAAGAAGACUGUGAUUGAAUGGAUUCGGGUAUCCAAGUAGGAGAGAAAAAAGGUUGAGUGUUGACAGACUAAUAAAAGUAUUCUGAAGAAAAAGAA
Messenger RNA from Manis pentadactyla (Chinese pangolin), 585 nucleotides. Its product is annotated as protein FAM209-like. The transcript has 2 exons. Bases 1 to 507 code for a protein of 168 amino acids. Lineage: Eukaryota; Metazoa; Chordata; Mammalia; Pholidota; Manidae. The record is from RefSeq and is a predicted model, not a curated record.